AUCGCUUUAGGGAAAUUAAACAAACAAUACUUUCACUGCAGUUUCAACAUCAGAAUUAAACUUUCUGUCCAAGAGUGCAAUGCUGACAUUAGCUCUGCUGCCAACCGCACGGCUAUUUCCACAACCACACAACUAUCCGUAACUGUCUUAAGAUAAAUAUUAAUGUAAAUACGUUUUUAUAAUUUUGUUGCUGGUAGACAGCGGUGAGAAAAUGCCUUUGAUGAUACAACCCGCUGCUGGACAACAAAAACAAAAUUGCAGUUUCAACGUAUGCCCUCAUUCAGCUACAAUUUAAGAGCAAACACUCUGAGAUGGUAGCAUAAUUUCUACUGCUCGCUGCUGAGAAAAAAAGAUCACUUAAUGCAUCUGGGCAACAGAAGAAUACUAAGAAAUCGCAAUUUCCUCUUUUCCAUUGGGGGUUUUGGUGGUGACCAACAUCCUAGACCCUGGAACAAUAUUUUGUUUUGCCUGUUCAUUUCUUAUUAAUGCUAUUUUACCAGAGAAUCUCUGAUAGGAACACCACCACAUAAAGUUGGGUUUUUACUUGCAGGAAAUAUUCACAUGACACAAGAGACAAGAGUUAAAUCCACAAAGAGCAAAAAUCUGAGAGCUGGUCUGACAGUAUAAUCUGGCAAAGGCGUUCGGUUCUUCUUAAAUGAACUGAACUCAGUCUCCUUAAAGUGGACCAAGAAGUGAACCAACAGAAAAGGGACUUCUUUUUGCUUUCAAGUUAAUUUGAAAGAGGGACGAGUUCUCGCUCUGGUCCUGUUCACCUCUGAUGAGGCCUCAGAGAACAAAGAAGGCGAAGUAAACCUGGAGCGCUUUACGGUCACAAUGCACAGGUUAAGUGAACCGCUUCGUGGACUUGAAGCGAACUACCAGUGACUGGACACCACUGUCUGAAAGGAUCGUUGGGAAAUGUAAUCAUUGUCAUAACAUAGCAACAGUUAUCAUUACUACAGGUUCUAGUGUUACUGCAGUUCAGUGUGAGGUUUGUCCAAGUGGUGUUGCCAUACUCCAGCAGAAACCAUUGCUCAGCUACCACACCUACUGCAUUUUACUACUUUUAAAUGUACCAAAAAGUAGAAAACUGGAAUAUACUGUGAACGUUACGCAGGCUAAGUCACUGCAAAUGCAUUUUGUGUGUUGUGAAAAUUAUAAUUUCAUGAAUUUGGAAUAUUUUUGGGCAGCGCUGAUGCUUUGGCAGAUUGGAUUCACUGGACUUUUGUUGCACUGCUGUGACUCCUAGCAUUUGAGAUCAUUCCUACGAAAAAUCUAAUCUAAUCUUAGCCAAGUUUUUGUUCCAUUAAUGGGACCAACCUUUUCAAACCAUACAAACACCAUGAUGUGUACACAUAUGCCUGGUUAUCUUUCAUCGAGAAGUCUGAAUCAUAUAACUGAUAUCGUGGUCCACACUUAGAAAUUUGCAGAUAACCAAGCAGUAUAAAUUAUGGUUUCGCUGUUGACCAGUCCAGAUCCUGACCUCUGAGGUGGCUUGCAGAAAAAUACCUGUGGCUGUGAGAUUUGUCAUAUUUCUGCAACAAUGAGGACUGGUCGCAAACAUCUGCUUUUCUACCAUAUUUUUCUGUCUGCCAUUUUGUUGUGCCAUGGACAAUACCCAUACUUCAAUGGCAACGGAAACCUCACACUCCCGGGGUCCUACAAUAUACCAUGGAUGUCGGCCAUUGAAGACUUCCGCACCCUUUCUCUCAUCACCUUACCUGGUACCCAUGACAGCAUGGCCCUGUAUGGAGGUCCAGAGGCUGAAUGCCAGGCCUGGUCUCUGGAGGAUCAGCUCAGGGCUGGCAUUCGUUUCCUGGAUCUCAAAGUGUUUGAACUGCUUGACACCCUCUAUGUCAUGCAAGGGGUGGUCUACGAGCACAUCACUUUCAAGGAGGUCCUAGACACUGUCCGAGCCUUCCUGUCAGAGUUUCAGACUGAGGCUGUGCUCAUUAGAGUGCAGGCAGAGUCUUUCGAGACGAAAUCAGUCAACCAAAUGGUGCAAGAUCUGAUUGGCAACGACCAACAAGUCUGGGUGACCUCCGGGAUGCCAAAAAUGAGUCAGAUCAGGGGAAAAAUAGUGUUUCUGCAGAAGAGCACUUUCACAUUAGGAAUUCCCUUCAUAGAUACAGAUGGGAAAGGUAGUGCCGAGGUUAGCAAUGUUCAGGAUAAAGACAAAAGAAUAAUCAAACAGCUGAACCAAGCCAAUGAAGCCUGUGGGGGUGAUAACGUUGUUUUGACUUUCACUAGCGGCACUGGCUUCGGCACUUUCUGGGGAAUGUUUCUGACUCCAAGAAGAGUUGCUGAAAGGGUAAACCCAUGGCUCAAUGAAUACGUGAGACAGUUCUACCCUGAUCAGCCCAGACCGUGCUUUGGUAUCGUUGCCAUGGACUUCCCCGGUCUUGGCCUCAUUCAAACUAUUAUCAAUUUAAACUGGUGGUGAAGGCUCGGAAAUUCUGUACAAGGUGCCUCAUUAUGUGAUUGAGAGGUCAUUUGAAUCUGAUGAUCUUUGAAAUCCUUCUGUCCUCUUUCCCAUCAGUUCUCACUGUUUACUCCAUGAUCAGGCUGAAAUAUCUAGAAAUCCACAAUUUAAUCUGAAAACUGAUUCUCUGUUUGCCUCUGACAGUUGUGUCCUGAAGUGGCAGUAACUUGU
Messenger RNA from Scatophagus argus, 2653 nucleotides. Its product is annotated as 1-phosphatidylinositol phosphodiesterase-like. NCBI's taxonomy places the organism in Eukaryota, Metazoa, Chordata, Actinopteri, Scatophagidae. Gene Ontology annotation, molecular function: phosphoric diester hydrolase activity. The coding region runs from base 1544 to 2443 and encodes 299 amino acids. The transcript has 3 exons. Gene Ontology annotation, biological process: lipid metabolic process. The record is from RefSeq and is a predicted model, not a curated record.